AUGAUCGAAGAGCUCCUUGAAAGCAUGACGCCUGGGCAGGCCAUUCUGUGGUCUCUGGGUAUAUUCACCGUGGUCUUGAUGCUUCGGAGAAUUCAGACACAGAUCCAGAUCUCGCGCCUCGGUGCCAGGGCUCCCAAGAUCUCAUUCCGUCUUCCCUACGCUCUCGACUUUAUUUAUAAGGGCCAGAUCGCCAGUCUUGCACACAAGGAUCUUGACUUCUGGGGGGAUACCAUAUUGUCCGCUGGAGGCAAAACGAACGUCAAGACUGCCGAGGUCGAUGCUGGUGUCUCCACGCGGGCGAUUAUGACUUUGGACCCUGAGAACAUCAAGGCACUUUUGACUGGACAGUUUGCCGACUUUGGAAAGGGUGAGCCAUUCCAUAAGGAUUGGAAGGAAUUCUUAGGGGACAGUAUCUUCGUUACAGAUGGAGAAAUGUGGUCGCGGUCGCGCCAGCUGAUCAGGCCUAUGUUCGUCCGAGACCGCAUCGUCGAUACCGAGAUCUUUGAGAAGCAUGUCCAGAAGCUCAUUUCGCUUCUCGGAGGAAGCCAAUCUCCUAGUGGAAGCAAGGUGGUCGAUGUUGGGCCGCUCUUCUUCCGAUAUACUCUCGACGCCGCUACAGACUACCUGCUGGGCCAGGGCACUGACAGCUUGGAGAACCCGGCGACACGCUUCGCGGAAGCGUUCAGAUAUGUACAACAACGACAAGCCGAGUUGUUCCGAUUUGGCGUCUUCAACUUUGCCAUGUCACGCAAAGAAUUCCGCCGCAAUCUGAAGAUCAUGGACCGGUUCAUCCAGCCAUAUAUCGAAACCGUCCUAUCUUUAUCAGCCGACGAACUCGACCAUAAGCUCUCAAAGCGCGAGACCUUCCUCGAUGCUCUGGCUCGCUUCACUCGCGACCCCCAAGUUCUCCGAGACCAACUGGUCGCCGUGCUGCUCGCAGGCCGAGACACAACCGCCGGAACACUAUCCUUCUGUCUCUUCGAACUAUCGCGCAACCCCGAAGUCGUCGCCAAACUGCGCGAAGAAAUCCGCGAACGUCUAGGCGUCGGCGCCGACGCCCAGAAACCCGAAUACACAGAUCUCAAGGAGAUGAAAUACCUCAACGCCGUAAUCAACGAAACAAUGCGCUUCUAUCCUGUUGUUCCAUUCAACGUGCGCUAUUCACUCCGCGACACAACUCUCCCUCGCGGCGGUGGUCCAGAUGGCCGAGAGCCCGUCGGUGUACGCGCAAACUCGCGAGUUAUCUACUCAACUAUGCUGAUGCAGCGCGAUCCCGAUCUUUAUGAUGGGCCCGAAUCGAAAAAUUACUAUGAUCCAGGAAAAUGGAUUCCCGACCGCUGGGUGUCCGGAUGGUCGCCGAAACCGUGGCAGUUUAUUCCGUUUAAUGGUGGGCCGCGCAUUUGCAUUGGGCAGCAGUUCGCGACCAUUGAGAUGGGCUAUACUAUUAUCCGCAUCUUACAGACUUAUGAGCGGAUUGUUGCGCUGCCGGUCAGUGGGAAAGAUCGCGUUGAAGAUCCCGUUCUGCGGUUUGAGGUUACCUUGAGCCCUGGGUCCGAGAUGAAUUGCGUCUUUUUGAAGGAGGGAGAGGAUUUUACUCGGCUUGGAUCUAAGAUUAAGGUUGCUGCUUAA
Molecule: messenger RNA, 1629 nt
Organism: Penicillium atrosanguineum
Lineage: Eukaryota; Fungi; Ascomycota; Eurotiomycetes; Eurotiales; Aspergillaceae
Product: cytochrome P450
Exons: 2
Coding region: 1-1629 (542 amino acids)
Molecular function (GO): oxidoreductase activity, acting on paired donors, with incorporation or reduction of molecular oxygen, reduced flavin or flavoprotein as one donor, and incorporation of one atom of oxygen; iron ion binding; heme binding
Source: RefSeq, a predicted model, not a curated record